Messenger RNA from Phalacrocorax carbo (great cormorant), 1290 nucleotides. NCBI's taxonomy places the organism in Eukaryota, Metazoa, Chordata, Aves, Suliformes, Phalacrocoracidae. The record is from RefSeq and is a predicted model, not a curated record.
GCUUCCCGCCCGUGAGCUCGGGGGCGGGACCAGAACCGCCUCCUCGCCCUCCCAUUGGCCAGCGCUGCCGGCGCCGCGCUCCCAUUGGCUGCUGCCGCUUCCCUCAGCCUGUCCCCCAACAUGGCGCCGGUGGCGGAGGCCGUGGCGCUGCUGGAGGCGCUGCGGGGGCAGGUGGCGGCGGUGGCGGAGCACGGGCGGGGGCUGCUGCGGCGCGUGCGCGCGGGGGGGCUCCGCACCGGGAAGGGCGUGUCGCUGCUGGAGGUGCGGGCGCAGGCGCUGCUGCAGUACCUGCAGGACCUGGGGCUGCUGCUGGGGGGCAAGGCCCGGGGCGGGGCCCUGGGGGCGGAGCCUGCCCUGCCCCGCCUGCUGGAGACCCGUGUGGUGCUGGAGAAGCUCCGCCCCAUCGAGCAGCGCCUCAAGUACCAAUUGGAGAAGCUGCUGCGGGUGGCGGCCGCAGGGGGGCGGGCCCACAGUGACCCGCUGCGCUUCCGCCCGGACCCCGCCAAUAUGGCGGCGCAGGACGAGGAGGAGGAGCAGGAAGAAGAGGAAGAGGAGAGCGGGCACGGGCCGAAGGCCCCCGGGUUGGGCGGGGGGCGCCGCUACGUCCCCCCCCGCCUGGUGCCGGUGCAGUACGGCGCGGAGGGGCAGGAGGAGCGGGAGCAGCGGGCGCGGGCGGCCUCGCGGCGCCGGGCCCUGAGCGCCUCCGUCCUGCGGGAGCUGCGCGAGGAGCUCAGCGACGCCCCCCAGGAGCUGUGGGGCGGCCCCACAGCGGGGGCCCUCCCCGCGCCCCACAGCGCUCUACGCAGGACGCGCUACGAGGAGGCCAUGCUGGUGCGGCUGAGCGAGAGCCGGCGGGGAGCGGGCGUGGCGGCGGCGGGCGGCGGCCGAGGGCGGGGGCCUGGCCCACAUCACCCGCUUCGGGGACAUCGGGCCCCUGCUGGAGCCCGCCAAUCAGGAGGAGCCGCCCCCCAAGAAGAGGAAGAAGAAGGCGGUGCCGAAGAGGAAGGGCGGGAAGAGGAGGGGUUUCCGCCGGCGACGCUGAGCCCCGCCCACGGACGUGGCCCCGCCCCCUGCGCCAUUGGUCCCUCCGCAGCCCCCCAUUGGUCUUCAUCGGGAAUAAUUAAUGAGGGGGCGGGGCUUUCUCUGUCAGUCAUUAAAGCCCUGGCGCAACCUUCAUACAAACCAACACAGACCCCGCCCCCCUGCUCAUGGGAGCCAAUCGCGUUGCACAAGGGGGGAGAGGCCAAAAGCUGCAGCCAAUGGCGAUGUGACUGACCCCGCGGGCGGCCA